CAACACGUCACAAUGGAGGCCGUGCGACGUCAUAUUUGUGGCCUCAUCAUCAUAUGCUUCUGGCAACAACACAGCCGUGCGUUUCAUUUGUAAACUUUAUUGACGACUGAUGAGCGAAUAAGCGGUAGGGAUUCUCUGCGUUUUGCCUGUCAUUAGAGUUGUGAAGAUUAAUUUAACAUAGAUGUUUACUAAAACCAGCGCACGGACUGCAGUACAGCAGCAGUUACUGGUGUGAACCUGAGAUGUUCCUACUGAUGUUCUUCUUGCAAUAAAAUGAUGGAUGGAAGUGAGAAGAUGGAGUCUGAUGAUGUGGUGAUCAUCGUGGAGAAUGAGGCGGAAAGUAAGCGCGCUGAUGAAGCUCAGGGCAGUGUGAGGAUGAUGAUGAUGGCUCUGAUGGACGUGUGUCCCGUGUGUAAGCUCAGCUUCAGUAGCAGGGAGCCCAAACUGCUGCCCUGCCUGCACUCCUUCUGUAAGAGAUGCUUACCUGCUCACAACACACCGGCCAGCACCAACAGCAACGCGCAACAGUUGAACAUGAUCCGCUGUCCAGUCUGUCAGCAGGAGUGCAUGGAUGUUGAGGUCUUGGAUAAUUUCUUCGUCAAGGAUUCUGUGGAAGUGCCGAGCAGCACAAUGGAGAAGAGCUGUCAGCUCUGCAUGAGUUGUGACGAUAACACAGAGGCCAGCGGUUUCUGCGUGGAAUGCGCAGAGUUUCUGUGUGUCACCUGCAUCGAUGCUCACCAGCGUGUGAAGUUCACCAGAGAUCACACAGUUCGGCAAAUAACCGAAAUGUCCUCAGAGGCGAUGGGUGCUUCCACACAGAAGCCUGUCUUCUGUGACAUCCACAGACAGGAGCCAUUGAAGCUCUUCUGUGAAACCUGCGAUCUCCUCACCUGCAGAGACUGUCAGCUACUCAAACACAAGGACCAUAAUUACCAAUUUCUAGAAGAUGCAUAUAAAAACCACAAGGAACAUCUGGAAAAUAUGACCUGCCAACUUCAAGAAAAGAAGAAAGUUAUAGAGGACAUAUCUAAUACCAUAAACAACGGUCUUCAGCAGGUGGAUGAAAACCGCAAGACUGUGGCUAAUGAAAUUAAAAAAUCUAUCUGCAAUCUCAUUAUGGAGAUCAACAGGAAGGGGAAGUUAUUGUUCAAUCAACUUGAGGCAAUCACAAAGGACCAUGAAACCCUCUUGAAAAAGCAACAACAGGAUGUGACCUCACUCUCCACACAUCUUGAUCACGUGAUUAAUUUCACAAAAUGGGCCACAGCCAGUAACAGUGGAACAGCCCUCCUGUACUGUAAGCGGUUGAUAACUUGUCAAAUCCAGUACCUCAUGCGAGCAAAGUGCAACAUCUCAUAUGUUCCCCAGAGUUUGGUUCGGUUUCAAAGUCGAUCUGCUUUUUGGGCCUCAAAUGUGGAUCUUGGUUCUUUAAUGGUAGAGAAAACUCCAGUGCGUCAUCCCAGUGGUCCACAGCCAUUUCCUUUCCAGCAAAUGAACCCAGGCCCUAGACCCGAUGGUCUUCAGACGGGGUUCCCAAACUCACAUGCCCAGCAGCAGCAGCAGCAGCAGCGGCAAAGCACAUUGGCCCAGCUGCAGAUGCAGGUGGAGAAACUCUCCCAGCACACCAACCGCCACCAACCACCCACCCAGUGGUCAUGGUACCACGGCAUGCGCUUACCAGGGCCAUCUCCACAUAGACCCAUGCAGGGUGGAUCACCCUCUCAGGCGUUACCCAGCAUGCCUCAACAUGGGCGUCGAUAUGGUGCACGGAGCCCGCCACCUAUGCUUCAGCCCACUAACCUACCUCCACAGACUUUGAGGGGUCUUAUCAACAAUCCCACCUAUCCUCUUAAACCGAUGGAGGUGCUUCCAAGAACCCGCUAUCCUCACAGUGCUGCUUUCUCCAGUGGAGCUUCACUUCCCACUCCACAGACGCUCAAUCAGCAGAACAUGCAGGUAACGUCGUACCUGAACAGGAGAUUUGAUCCCAGCAUGCAGCUGUCUGCUCAAAGGCCCAGUUAUCAACCCAGUCACCUCUCCACACCUACAGAACGAACUGUACAAGGAAGACAAAUGUCUGUCACAUCAUCAGAACCAAAGACCAGUUCUGGCUCCUGGAAGCGUGUAGAAGCCCCCCAGAGUGGCCCAUCAAACCCCCCCACCAAGAGGAGACGCAGGUCGUCCCCAGGGCCAGUCAUUGUUAUCAAAGAUGAACCAGAGGAUGAUGAAGUUCAUUUUGUAAACACCAGUGCUAAAGCCAGUCUUCCAGACAGCACAGGCGUUCAGUCUCAAACACCACAGGGUGAGCAGCAAUCAGAGAAGACCCCAGAAGCAGAUGAAGACCCCAAUGAGGACUGGUGCGCGGUGUGCCAGAACGGAGGAGAACUGCUCUGCUGUGACAAAUGUCCCAAAGUCUUCCAUCUUAGCUGCCAUAUUCCCACACUGACUGCCUCUCCAAGUGGGGAGUGGUAUUGUACGUUCUGCCGUGACCUUACCUCACCUGAAAUGGAGUAUAACGUCAGUGCUAGAGGAGAAAUGAACAAUGUUAAGCAGGAUCCAGAUUCUGAGGCUUUCACUCCUGUGGAUAAAAGAAAAUGUGAGCGACUGCUGCUUCGUCUUUACUGCAAUGAGCUCAGCACGGAUUUUCAGGAGCCUGUUACACCAUCGUCGAUGCCAGAAUACAGUGAGAUAAUAAAGACGCCAAUGGACCUGUCGGUGAUCAGAAGCAAACUGGAGGACAGAAAUUACAAGAGCACUGAGGACUUUGUUGAGGAUGUCAGGUUGAUUUUCAAAAACUGUGCAACUUUCCACAAGGAAGACACUGAGAUGGCCAGUGUGGGUGCUAAUCUGGAGAGUUACUUUGAGGAACAGCUGAAGCUCUUGUAUUCAGACCAUACAUUUCCUGGCGUGAAGGAGGAGAGCGUUGCUUCUUUGUGUCCUGAUGAUACAAGUCUCUUAUCAAAGACGCCUCCACAAGACACUUCCCCUGCUGAGGAGAUUGUGAAACCCUCCAGUGAAGAUCUCCCUCAGGGGGAACCGCACAAUAAAGACAUUGAGAAGAAGCCAGAGAACUUAAGUUCUCCUGCAGGAUCCAGUCCAGCAGAUGCUGAAACAGACAGUAAAGUGACUAAAGAUCCAACUUCCUGAAAUAAUCUUCCUUGUUCAUCCUCUAAAGACUGGAUGGUGACAUGCACUUUCCUAGAGUGUGGAACCUCUGGUUCAACUGCAAUAAUUAUACUGUACAUUUUAAUUGUUUUAAGCAUUUGGAAAAUAGACAGUUUGACCACUAAAGAUGUAAUAUAGCAAUGCAAUGUGGAAUAUAGGCAUAAUAAAUACCUAUAAUAAUACAUCUAAAA
Messenger RNA from Cyprinus carpio (common carp), 3356 nucleotides. RefSeq names its product tripartite motif containing 24. The record is from RefSeq and is a predicted model, not a curated record. Lineage: Eukaryota; Metazoa; Chordata; Actinopteri; Cypriniformes; Cyprinidae. Gene Ontology annotation, molecular function: protein binding; zinc ion binding.